This is a messenger RNA of Ceutorhynchus assimilis (cabbage seed weevil), 809 nucleotides long. The record is from the annotation of a GenBank genome assembly. Lineage: Eukaryota; Metazoa; Arthropoda; Insecta; Coleoptera; Curculionidae.
AUGAAUAAGUUAGUAGGUUCUAUUUGUUUAUUUGUGAUUUUGGCUGUUAGUCUCAAUGAAGUAGCAGCAAAACCCCAACACCCUGCUGUCGGAAUUAUAAAUGGAACUACCGCAGAAGAUAGAGAAUUCCCAUACAUUGUUCAAUUACAUGAUGAUUUCAAUUAUUUCUAUUGUGGUGGAUCAAUUAUAGGCGACAGAUGGAUUUUGACGGCUGGCAAUUGUGUUUGGAAUAGUCAAUUCGAUCAUGGCGGAAGUAUCCUCUUGGGAACUAAUGUCUUGGGUGGAGGAAAUGGCACCAAAAUUGAAAUCAUAAAUAAAUAUUGGCAUCCACAAUUCAACUAUAACCGGACUACUGCAGGAGAUAUCCCAUAUUUUGAUGUUGGAAUUAUGGAGCUUGAAAAACCUAUUACAUUCGAUUCCAAAGCCCAACCAAUCAAAUUGGCUGAUUCUGAUGCUGACCAUUCCACAAAAAUGGGAAUCUAUGUGGAUGGGGUACAAACGAAACCUAUGGAGAAGAUAUGCCACUUUUACAAAAAGUCAGUUUGCCACUUUUAACCGAUAGUGAAUGCAGGAAAGGAAUUGCCGACUUCGGUCGUGGGGAUGUCUUCAAUAGUUUCCAUAAUUUGUGUACUGAUCAACACUACAACGGAGCAUGCUACGGUGAUUCUGGAAGUCCUUUUGUCAUUGAUGGAAUCCAAUAUGGUAUUGUUUCUUGGGGUCUGUCACCUUGCGGCGCCGCUCCAGGAAUCUUGUCUCGUAUUUCUACACCUUCCUAUCGUGAAUUUAUCAGAAAUGUGACUGGCAUUUAA